Messenger RNA from Bombina bombina (fire-bellied toad), 1065 nucleotides. Its product is annotated as vomeronasal type-2 receptor 26-like. The transcript has 3 exons. NCBI's taxonomy places the organism in Eukaryota, Metazoa, Chordata, Amphibia, Anura, Bombinatoridae. Gene Ontology annotation, biological process: G protein-coupled receptor signaling pathway. Gene Ontology annotation, molecular function: G protein-coupled receptor activity. Bases 1 to 1065 code for a protein of 354 amino acids. The record is from RefSeq and is a predicted model, not a curated record. Gene Ontology annotation, cellular component: membrane.
AUGAGGCAGUAUAGGAAAAAUAAUUUGAUAGCGAUUCCAGUCUCCAAAUGCUCAGAAAACUGUCUUCCUGGUUACAGAAAAGCUCAGAUACGUGGUCAGCCAGCGUUCUGCUAUGACUGUGUCCCUUGUGAGAAUGGAGAGAUUUCCAAUGAAACAGAUAGUGAAAAUUGUCAGAAAUGUCCUGAUGAUAAAUGGCCAAAUGAGAAGAAGGAUAAAUGUGUCCCUAAGAUUAUAGAAUUUUUAUCAUACACAAAUGACACUUCGGUCAUUCUCUUUUCCCUUGUGUCAGUUACCUUGACUUUAUUAACCAUCCUUGUUUUUGGAGUCAUUAUUUGGUUCCUUGAUACUCCUAUAGUCAAAGCAAACAAUCGUAAUCUCAGCUUAGUUCUCCUUGUCUCUAUCAUGCUGAGUUACCUGUGUGUGUUUUUGUUCCUUGGCCAUCCUGUGGAUAUAACGUGUAUGCUCCGUCAGAUUUUAUCUGGAAUAACCUUCUCAGUAGCUAUAUCUUCUUUGUUGGCGAAGACUAUCAUGGUUGGCAUUGCUUUCAAAGCUACUAAACCUGGAAGCAGUUGGAAAAAAUGGGCAAGCACCAAGCUGACCAAUUCAGUAGCCAUACCUUUGUCAUCCAUCCAGGUUAUAAUUUGUGUGAACUGGUUGGCAAUUUCUCCACCUUUCCAGGAGUAUAACAUGCACUCUGAACCUGGAAAGAUUAUCAUACAAUGUAAUGAGGGAUCUACACUUGCUUUUUACUCCGUCCUGGGAUAUAUGUUUCUUCUGGCAGCUGCAAGUUUCAUCACAGCUUUCUAUACCAGGACAUUACCAGACAGCUUUAAUGAAACAAAGUUCAUCACCUUCAGCAUGUUGGUGUUCUGCAGUGUGUGGAUUGCCAUGAUCCCGGCGUAUCUCAGCACAAAGGGAAAACAAAUGGUGGCUGUGAAUAUAUUUGCCAUACUGGCUUCUAAUACUGGACGUCUAGGCUGUAUAUUUUUACCAAAAGUUUUUAUUAUCCUGUUAAGACCUGAACUUAAUUCAAGAAAAAAUUUGCUUAGGAACAAUCAGAAAUGA